Messenger RNA from Linum trigynum, 1273 nucleotides. Lineage: Eukaryota; Viridiplantae; Streptophyta; Magnoliopsida; Malpighiales; Linaceae. The record is from the annotation of a GenBank genome assembly.
AAUCAGUCGCUCCCAUCCAUUAUUAUUCGUACGUACUGCAAAAAUAAACAACGAUACACGUACGGCGUGAUUUGCAAAGAAAAGAGGAGGAGAACGUGAGUACAAUACAUAGUUUUUGAGUGUGAGAGAUGGCGAUGAUGAGUGAGAGGAGGGCGGUGAUGGCGACGGCCGUUCUGCUGAUGGCGCUGACGACGGCAGUGGAGGUGUGCAGAGCGUGGGAUUUCAGCGCCAGCCAGAUAUGGGACAAAACCAAGGAGAAGACCGGCGACGCCGUGGAAGGCGCUCAGGAACGCGGCAGGUCCUUCACCGACUGGGCUAACAAUAAGCUGUCCGCGGACAAGAAAGUUGGAGAAGCAGCCGGCGAGAAGGGCAAAGAUGAUUACUCGGAUUUGUUCGCGCAUAAUAUCCAGGGUUCUCAGGAGAGGGUACAGAUGGCAGACACCGAAACCUUGUUCAAAUUCAAAGACACCAAAAAUGUGGUGGGAAAUGCCAAGGAAAAAGCCCAAUACGCCCAAGAAAAGGUUUCGGAGGCAGCGGGUACUGCCAAGGAAAAGGUAUCCCAGGCCGCCGGUGACAAGGCCCAAGACGCCAAAGAAAAGCUCGGUAACGUCAAGGAUAAGGCCCAAGACGCAAAGGAAAAGGUAGCCCAAACCGCCGGUGACAAGGCCCAAGUCGCGAAGGAAGUGCUCGACAAUGCUAAGGACAAAGCCUACAACGCGAAGGAAAAGGCAUCCGAGGUCGCUGGUGACAAGGCCCAACUCGCAAAGGAAAAGGCAUCCGAUGUCGCUGGUGAUAAGGCCCAAGAUGCGAAGGAAACCCUUGCUAAUGCCAAGGACAAGGCCCAAGAAGCAAAGGAAAAAGUAUCUCAGGCUGCUGGUGACAAAGCUGAAGAUGCUAAGGAGGCGUAUGGGAAAGCCAAAGAGAAGGUGUCCCAGGCCGCCGGUGAUGCGGGCGAUAAGAUGAAGAAUAAGGGCACGACUGAUGAGCUUUAAUUUCUUUUUAACUAGUUUGUAACUUAUUAUGGUAAGGCCAAAAAAAAAAAAAAUUUACUAGCUAGUUAUAUAUAUCGUCGACGGACCUCUAAUCCUUUUCUCUCCAUCAUGUAUACGUAUAUGUGCGCAGGUGGCGCCUUGUUCUGACCUGUAUUGCGUCUCAAGUACUGUCGUAACUUGACAUGUGUUCCAUAAAUUUGAAUUUGGUAUUAGAAAUUUGCUUUUCUACAACAAUUAGUAGAAUAUUGUUAUCUGCCUAAUAAGAAAUGUUGUUAUCUAAC